AGUGGUUGAGUGUUGACUCUUGUUGUUCGGUUUGAAGUCUUGGGUAUAGCUGAUGAUUUGGGUCCGAAGUUGGUCACUUUUGGUUUGGUUGUCAAAUCGGACGUCAUCCCCUUCUGUGGUGGUCAUGAGGUUCUCGAAGAUCCCGUCUGCCCGUCGAGCGCCAUCCGGUUCUUCUUUUUCGUUGAUUGUCGUCCCGCUGUUACACAGCAUUUUUCGUCUUUGCUCACCCACUUCGGCAUACGUAGCCACACAUUUCUUGCACACCUCCUACGUAGCCACACAUCAUGAUAUGACGACGAAAGGCAGUUCAACCAACGGAUACCACUGCACGAAGUGAUAUCCAAUACCCAAUACCCAACGAGCCAACGUCACCAGCCACACCUGACAUUCCUUGGCCACACUUGCCUUUCCCUUGGCUUCCCUCUUGGCUUGGCCGACAUGCCGUGAGAAUGACAUCAAAAGCAAUGAAGGAGUUGGUGUGGUCUCCAAUUUAACGGACUUAGAGGAGGCCAUAGCCGACUUGGCUUUUCGUGCCUAGCAUCUCUAGCAUCCUAUCUUGAGCCUAUCAAGCAUGUUUCUUGAAGGCGUGGUCGUGGUGUGGAUGGACCCUUGACGUUCGUCAGGGCCCUUAAACCUGCACCUGCACCUGUACUGAACUGACCUGCGCUUGCACCUGCGCCUGUCCGUUUGACAUGCC
Molecule: messenger RNA, 697 nt
Organism: Neurospora tetraspora
Lineage: Eukaryota; Fungi; Ascomycota; Sordariomycetes; Sordariales; Sordariaceae
Exons: 2
Coding region: 53-337 (94 amino acids)
Source: RefSeq, a predicted model, not a curated record